ACGCGCGCGCGCCCGCCGCACAGACUUCCUCAGUUCUGAAAACGACCAAGCUCAGACGAAACACAGACGUGGAAUCGCUUGACCUUGACCGGCAGUGGUGAAGGGAUCGGAUAGAUAGGGCAGCAACUAGAGUAUGACGAGCAUCGACCGCAGGACUGUGCCAUCGGGCUAUUGGGGAGAGGUGACCUCGAGCCUCAUCUGGUGCGAGGAGAAGUACCAAUGGAGCAAAUACGUAGCAGAGCCAGUCAACACUUUUACGAAUGUCUUCUUCUUCCUCCUGGCCAUCUAUGGCGCAAAGAAGACCUUUGACGAGCGCCUUCCCCUGCGCUUCUUUCUCGUCAAUCUUGGCAUCGCGGGCAUCGGCGUCGGCUCCUUUCUCUUCCAUGCCACGCUCAAGUACGAGGCCCAGCUGCUCGACGAGCUGCCGAUGAUCUACACCUCGGCUCUGCUCACCUACUGCGUCCUCGAGACGACGCCUGGGUACGGCAAGCCGCGCUUCCGUAUCCUCCUCCCCACCGUCCUCAUUCUCGCCGUCACAUUCAUUACUGUCGGCUACCUAUACCUCGGCAACCCCAUCUUCCACCAGGCGGCCUACGCCACGAUCCAGCUCGUCUCCACGUUGCGCAACCUCGAUCUCCUCUACAGUUCCCGCUCUCCGCUCCUCGCCUCCCCCGCCGGACGCGCAACACGCGACCAGAUCCAGCGGACCCUUGGCGUCGGCUCCGUCCUCUUCCUCGGCGCCUUUGGCAUCUGGAACAUCGACAACAUCUACUGCGCCCACCUGCGCGACAUUCGCAAGAAGCACGGCUUUCCCCUCUCGCUCCUCACCCAGGGCCACGGCUGGUGGCACAUCGGCACGGGCAUGGGCGCCUACCUCAUCCUCGUCGCCUCGGAGCUUCUCGUCCUCUCCAUCAAGGAGUCGCCCGAAAACUUUGAGCUCGUAAACGCCUGGCCCUCGCUGCACUUUUUCGUGCCCCACGUCAAGCGCAUCCGGCAGUUUGACGCCAAGCGCGACCUCAAGGGCAGGAAGCCGAGAAAGAGCCUCACCGCCCCCAGCAACGGGCAGGUCCGCAAGGACGACUGAGGUCAAUUCUACACUUCAUGCUCCUCUGCAUUCCUGCUGCUCCCGCUGUCGUCAAUCAGUCGCCAAUGCAACAUUGUAAUCAGUCACUUGCGCACCUGCGAUUGUACAUCGUAGAGAGAGAGAGAGAAAGAGAGAGGA
Molecule: messenger RNA, 1222 nt
Organism: Acaromyces ingoldii
Lineage: Eukaryota; Fungi; Basidiomycota; Exobasidiomycetes; Exobasidiales; Cryptobasidiaceae
Product: alkaline phytoceramidase
Exons: 7
Coding region: 134-1084 (316 amino acids)
Biological process (GO): ceramide biosynthetic process; ceramide catabolic process
Cellular component (GO): endoplasmic reticulum membrane
Source: RefSeq, a predicted model, not a curated record